Ilex paraguariensis (yerba mate) is the source of this 1679-nucleotide messenger RNA. The record is from the annotation of a GenBank genome assembly. NCBI's taxonomy places the organism in Eukaryota, Viridiplantae, Streptophyta, Magnoliopsida, Aquifoliales, Aquifoliaceae.
CCACAUGACUUCUACACGCUCUAUUUCCUUAUACAUACCUCAGCUAUUUCGUAGACGUCAUUGACCUCAAAGUCAUGAUAAUGUUUUAUUUUUUUUAUUCAUCAAAAAGCCAUACCCGAAAACCAAACCAGUUUCACCAAUUUGUUCCAAUCAAUCUUGCUAUGGAUUAGUAAACAGCCAACUAUGACCAAAACCAAGAACUUCCUUGUAAAACUCCUCAAACCCUUCAAGUUCCAGUUCAAUGGAGAGGGGACAGAGGAAGAAGACUUGGAAAGAAUUGCUGCGCAAGAGCAGAAGCUAUUUCCUUUUGAAACCUUAGUUUCAGCUACCAAAGAUUUUCAUUCCAGUAACAAGCUUGGUGAAGGCGGUUUUGGCCCUGUUCACAAGGGGAAGUUGGAUGAUGGGAGGGAAAUUGCAGUGAAGAACUUGUCUCAUAGCUCAAAUCAGGGAAAGAAAGAGUUCCUGAAUGAGGUGAAGCUGUUGGCUCGGGUGCAGCACCGAAAUGUGGUGAAGUUGUUGGGGUACUGUGUGCAUGAUGCAGAGAAGCUACUUGUGUACGAGUAUGUGGCUAAUGAGAGCCUUGACAAGCUUCUCUUCAAGUCUGGCAGACGAGAUUCACUAGAUUGGAAGCAGAGGAAUGACAUAAUAGUUGGCAUUGCUCGUGGCUUGCUUUACCUUCAUGAAGACUCGCAUGUUCCCAUCAUCCACCGUGACAUCAAGGCCAGCAAUAUCCUUUUAGACAAUAAGUGGGUGCCCAAGAUUGCAGAUUUUGGCAUGGCACGGCUCUCUCCUGAAGAUCAAACAUAUGUUCACACCCGUGUAGCUGGUACCAAUGGCUACAUGGCGCCAGAAUAUGUCAUGCAUGGCCAUUUAUCCACGAAGGCAGACGUAUUUAGCUUUGGGGUUUUGGUUCUGGAGCUGAUCAGCGGACAGAAGAACUCAACAUUUAACCUGGAUCCUGAUUCCCAGGAUCUACUUGAAUGGGCAUAUAAGCUUUACAAGAAAGGUAGGAGCUUGGAUAUUAUGGACUCUAUAUUGGCAUCAUCAGCAGUUCCUGAUCAGGUAGCAUUGUGUAUACAGAUUGGGUUGCUUUGCACCCAAUCCGAUCCACAGUUACGACCCACCAUGCGUCGUGUGGUGGUGAUGCUAUCAAAGAGGCCAGCCAUCCUUGAAGAACCAACUCGACCUGGAUACCCUGGUACAAGGUAUAGAAGAUCGCGAAGGGCCACCGCAGCAUCAUCCUCUACUGCCGGAACUUCCAGUGAAUCCAGUUCUCGUACGUUUGGUUCCUCCACCAGUGCCACUGCGAGCACUGCAACCUUUACAAGCCCAAGAUUAUACGAUCCUCAUGGAAAACGCCCCAUGAAAGGUUAGGUCGAUUCUUAUAGGAGAGUUUCUUGUUCAUUGUGCAUAAUAGUUUUUUGGUGUUAAAAAAAAUUAUGAUGUUACUUUUUUGCUAUGUAAAUUAUUAGGGGAUGAGUUAAAAGAAUGCUAAGGUACGAUUAGGGUACCAAUUACUUGGAGUAUACAUGAAAAAACAAAGUUCAUUAUUUUUUAUAGGAUGGGAUUAUUUGUUAGUUUUCCAUUUUUCUUUUUUUUGUGUCAUCGAGCACUUUGUUCAUGUGUGAGCGGGUGUUAUAGUUUGUCCGAUGUUUAUACUUCAGAGACUCUUAAAUAAU